AUGGAGGCCCAACCGACACACGUUCAUCAACCAUUGCCGCCGCUUCCCGCGCUUGGCCAGAAGCCUUAUUAUACUCGGAUUUUAACCUUGUUUCCUGGCAAAAUUGAUGCUCCUCUAUUCUGCACAAUGCAAAUCAUUGACCUGAAUCAUCCUCCCUUUCCAUUCGAGGCACUAUCCUACGUCUGGGGUAAAGCAAAAUCACCUGAGCAUCUCUUCUGCGAUGAUGGCUAUCUCGAGAUUACUGUGAAUCUGGACAAGGCUUUGAGACAUCUCCGGCUGAGCAGUAUGAGUCGAAGGCUGUGGGUUGAUGCUAUCUGCAUCGAUCAAACAGAUCUUUCAGAACGAGCCCGCCAGGUUCAGUACAUGCGACUUGUCUACAAACGCGCUUCUCGAGUCAUUGUUUGGCUUGGUGGAAAGCAGGACUGGACCGAGACAGCCAUCACCUUUGCAAAAGAGCUGGUCAGCUUGAAGGCUGAUUUCAUUGAGAAUCUUGGCCUGCCAAGUGGCGGAGAAGGGGCUCCAGCUGGAGAUCCAGCCCAGACAGAGCAGGGCAGAAGAUCCGAUGCAUUCUCGCUAUUAUCCAAUGUUUACAAGAGCAACCAAGAAGGGGCCGAAGCUCUAUCAAAGUUGUUUGGGUGUGAGUACUUUACCCGAGUCUGGUGCAUACAGGAGGUGGUGGCUUCAAGCUAUAGCAUCGUCAAGUUGGCAGAUCUGGAGAUCGACAUGAAAGACCUUUUGUCGCUGCUCCCCUUUGUUCUUGAUCGUCGAGGGUUGGAUCUUAAGCCGACCCCUUUACAACUAUGGCGAAUAGUUUACGAAAUGCCCCUUAUCUACGAACAGCUCAAAUACUCACAUCCUGAGGGCUCUAUCGGGACCAUGUUGGUUGUGUUGACUUCCAUCAGGGACUUCGGAGCAACAGAUCCCAGAGACCGCAUCUUUGCCAUUCUUGGUAUCACAGACGAGGGCUUGGAGCCGGUCUACAGCAUCACCGAAAGCAACUGGUUGGCUGAUGUUGCUCGCAAGGGUUAUUCCUGGAUUUCACGCCGAAUCAAUUCGAUCUCUCCAGCGCUAGAGCCAACUCGACACCCUGCAUUGAUCCCAAACUACAACAAGAGCUUGCAAGAAGUCUAUCAAGAGUUCACCCGCUAUUGCAUCUGGAAACCCCCACGACUUCUCACCGUCCUCGGACAUGUCCAGCAUCACGAAGACCCAGAAACUGUUCUGGGAUUUCCCAGUUGGGUGCCGAGAUUUGAUCAAUGCAGGAUCGUUUCCAAGUUCAUUCCGGAGUUGUCCGAUGCAGGCGUGCCCACCAAACUCCGAGUGUACAUCGCCGAGACUCACGACAAUCCCUUCCAUCCCUCAAGUCCAUUCAGUAACCCAAUCAAAGAACCUGACAUUCUUCAACUGAAUGGCUUCCAGGUCGACACAAUAUGCACUGCAACAGACGUAUUCACGCAAGAUGCAGACGGAACCUUUUCCCCCACCUCGCUUUGGAGCCAGCUGUUCCCUCACCCAUUGUUCCCAAGAGAGCCGGGGCAAGUAGAUCAAUACCAGUUCAGUAAAAUGGCAACUGAUGUUGCCUUUCUCCAAACUUUGUGCGCUGGAGGGAUGCUGUCAGCGUGCUCUCAACUAAUGAACUCGUCAAGUCGGCAUGGCAAGACUCGACAGUCCCGCUUGGAACAGUCCCGAAGGCUAGCAGCGCAGGCGAUCCUCAGGUGGCUUCGAGAACGACCAGAGGUCGACUGUGUUGCUUAUCCCGAUCUUGAGCCACCGCCAAUAGAUGAGUUUCACGUGAGCCCGAUGGAGAGAUACCAGUACCAAGCUGUUAGUUUAUGCGCCAACAGGAAGGUCUAUAGGACAGCGACUGGUAUUCUGGGAUUGGGGCCAAAGUUCUUGAAACCAAGAGAUUGCAUCGUGGUGUUGUUUGGAGGAUCCUUUCCUAUUGUCCUUCGCCCGCGGGGUCGUGACUGGAUCUUGAUUGGUGAGACGUAUCUGCAUCAUGAUGAGGUUUGUCUUGGGCAGUUGGCGACAAGGGCCAAGAGUAGGAGGAGUCAAGUCAACGUGACGAGGUUUAGGAUCCGGUAG
Messenger RNA from Fusarium keratoplasticum, 2085 nucleotides. RefSeq names its product HET domain-containing protein. NCBI's taxonomy places the organism in Eukaryota, Fungi, Ascomycota, Sordariomycetes, Hypocreales, Nectriaceae. The record is from RefSeq and is a predicted model, not a curated record. The transcript is spliced from 2 exons. Bases 1 to 2085 code for a protein of 694 amino acids.